Molecule: messenger RNA, 1796 nt
Organism: Emericellopsis atlantica
Lineage: Eukaryota; Fungi; Ascomycota; Sordariomycetes; Hypocreales; Bionectriaceae
Exons: 1
Coding region: 400-1632 (410 amino acids)
Source: RefSeq, a predicted model, not a curated record
CUGGGUGAUAUUCUCAUUCUUCGCGUACCUCCCGCAGCCGAGUCGAUCCCCCGGCACGUCUUUACCCUUUCCCUGAUGGUGGGUGCCGCAUCGGACCCGACGGAGACUGGCACGGCCGCGCCGCCGCGGCCGAUGCGUACGGUGGGACCGUAGGAUGAUGCGACCUGUCACGACGGAAUCGGGGCGUUUGACCGCCACAACGAAUCACAUUAAAUGCAGCCGCGGGUGUAUAUCUAAGCUAGCAGGUUGCACCCAGUUGCACUUGACUGACAGCCAUUGGAUCACUUGUGCGAUGGCCACAGGCUCCGACGUGCGAUCACUAGAAGGCGGCCGGCGGCGAUGAACCCUUGCGUGAAAUAGCCAUCAACUCAUAGGUGCAUUAUUCAAGGGCUCCUGUAUAUGAAAGUCACAGGCCGGAUAAUACACGUGCGGCGUGGCGGCUCCCUUGAGUGCGGCCGCUUCCACACAUACACGAGAGAAUGGAUCCAGACGGAAGAGGGCGACAAGUGCGCGGCCUGCUACUAUGGGGCCUAUAAGUGCGCCAUUAUCCAUUGCGUCACGCAUCACGCCUGCUUUGGCGAGGGACCGCGCGAGGACAUCAUCGACGGAAGUGUUUAUGAGUUCUGUUUCGUAUGCGACAAAACGAACCGUCAGCGUGUCAAUCGUGGACGGGCCAAGGCGAAGGACUUUCGCCCAAAGAACCGCGCGAUCAAAGGCACUCGGGUAUGCGUCAACCCAGCAUGUGCCGUCACGGAGAAGGACUGGCCAUGGAACUGGCGCUAUGAAGCGGGCCACCGCAACGAUACCUGCUACUUGCGGUGUGAGCAAUGUCAUGUCUAUUUACGGGACAAUGGCAGGGAACGCCAGCCAGCCAACUUCUGGUCUCCUUCACAGGGCCCACGUCAGUGCUGCAUUUGUUCAGUCGAGGAGAACCUUGAGUCGCCCGGUAUGCACACGUUUCACCGAAAGAAGGACCAAGACGGCGAAUGGACUGGAACCUGGCGUUGCGGCGCUUGUCACUGUUACUACAUGAAAUACCAGGAUGAGCGCUCAGAAAGCAAACUCAAGAGGAAACCAAUCCCCUCCGACAGACGAUGCUUCAACUCGAUUUGUGUCCGAACCGGCGAGAAUCACAAGAAUUGGAGUCGCUAUUCCGACGACGGCAACGAGAUCUGGCGUUGCGGCGUUUGCGCCGAGUUCUUUGAUCGCACUGGAAAUGACAGAACAACUGUGCGCGUCAUGAACCGCAAGAAUGAAUACCAAGAGUGUGGAAACCCGAGCUGUGAUCGUACAACCGAGAAUUACACGGGGCGAUGGCUGUACCUUACCAAAGCGUAUGAUGACCCAACACAGAGGCGGUGUCGAAGAUGCCGAGAAUGGGUUCAGCGAAACACUGAGGAAUGGUCUGAGGAAAGGCAGGAGGCGAACAAAGCUCAAAGAGGGGCGAGCUUGAUCAUACACAUGAUCUGUGGAAAUCCCAAGUGUGAUAGCACGUCAGACAAUUACAGUGGGAGAUGGAAGAUAAUGGGAGGGCGCGGAGCUGACGAGAGCACGAGAAGGUGCAUGAGAUGUGCCAGCAGUAUUGACGGAGGUCAAGGAGAGUGGGACGACUCGGGAGAUGCGAUAGCAUGAUCCCAAGGGCGCUAGAGAGUUCAACGUCCGGGCGGGAGUCUGCUCCUGAUGGAUGGGGGAUGGGAGCUGAAGAGCCGUUGCGACAGAGAUUGAAACAGCCGGCCAAUCUGCUUACCUAGUAUGUUGCGUUAUAUUACCUUCUGUGCUUCAAGUUCACAUCCACU